AUGGCGAGUGAAUUGGAUGCAGCUAUUCGCGGCGUUCUUGUCCAGUAUGCAAAGGCCAAGGGGUUAGAAGGAUUUCAGCAAGAAGCAAAAGAAGAAGAAACGGAAGAAGAGGCAGAAGGAGGAGAAAAAGGAGUUAAAAACAGGCCAGCAAAACAAAUAGAAAAUGAAAAACAUUCGAAAGUGCAUGUCGAUGCAACAAAUGCUAAAAAAGCAAAAAUUUUGCAAGUGGCGCGCAUGCUGGUGGAUAAUGAUCCCCGUAUACGAAAUAGAGGAAUUACUGCUGCGGGGAAUUACUUAGAAAAGUCGCAGCAGCUCACAGAAGACGAAAUGCUGCGAAUAUGGAGCACCUUAUACUACGCUGCAUGGCUAAGCGACAAGCCGUUGGUGCAGAGGGAGUUUUUUGUUUCUGUUUCUUUAUUACACCGUCGUUUGAAAUACUCUUCUGUAAAGUCUCUCUUCUUCUGCAGCUUUUUUAAAGUAUUAAUUCAAGAGUGGGGCAAGCUCGAUCGACACCGCAUGAAUAAAUACCUUCUCUUCUGCCGCAUCUUUCUAGCUGAAUGGCUGCAUGUUAUGCAGUGCAUGCACUGGGAAGAAAAGUUUACGAAGACAGCCGUGGAGUUUUUAUGCGGGGAGGUGAUGCUCCGCAGCAGCGGUCGAGGAGUUGCGCUGCACUUAGCAGAUAUUUUAGUAGAGGAGUUUAGAGAAUUAGUCAAAGCAACAGAGAAAGAACAAGACAACAAGAGAGACGGAGCUGUACUGCAGCAGCAGCAGCAGCAGCAGCGCCUGCAAGAGGAGCGUCUUCGCGCAUUUUCUUGGAUUUUUGUUCCCGUUUUUCGCUGCUUUUGUUUUUCAAGAGAUAUGCCAUUAGUGAUUAGGCUGAGAGAUUUUACACUCCUGAAGAUGCAACCGGAAGACGUCGAUUUUGAAUUUGUUGCAGCGGCUGUCUUCGCUUUAGCCAGCGAUAGCCGCGUGCGCAAUGAAAACCGGAAGCAUCUCUUUGCCGUUCACGAACACUUCAGAGAGCAUGCGAAUGCAGCAGAAGCAGCAGCAGAAGGUGCUUCUGAUGAUGCAUCAGCGCGGUCUGUUGGUUCUUUUACUUCUUCAACUUUCGCUAGAUUGUUUGUGCAGCGAGUGAUUGAUGAAUAUAACGAAGAGCGGCAGCAAGCGCAGAAGGAGAAGCCCUGCCUCGACCUUCUUGAUUAUUCUCAGCAGCAGCAACGCAAGCGUCUCUUCCCUGACAGAUUUGAAUUAAAGGAGAUAAAAACAACAGACGCAGAAGGUGUUUGUGCUGCCGAUGCGGUGGGGUUGUUGGGUCCUGCUGAGCAGCAAAUGGAUGAAGAACUUCCAGACGAGAGUAGAAAAGAAUUAGUUAAAAAGGUGAAGAAAAAGCGACGCAUGCAGCAGCAGCAGCAGCAGCAGCAGCAGCAGCAGCAGCAACAGCAGCAGCAACAGACCGUGCAGCAGCAGAUAGUGCAGCAGCAGCAUCAAGAAGAAACUAAAAAGAAACAAACACACGAUACGCAGACAAUAGACACCUCGUUAGUUGAGGUGAAUGAGGAGAAAAAAACAGUAAAAGGUAAACAGAAGAAAGCAAUUGUUGCUGCUGCAAACAGCAGCAAAGAAGAUAUUCAAAACCGUUGUACGCAAGAAACCACCGCACCCAACGGCUUACGCCUGCCUAUCCGCAGCAGUGGCACCAACAGCAGCAGCAACAGCAGCAGCAGCAGCAGCAACAGCAGCAGCAGCAGCACUGCCGAGAAAAAUGCGCCUCGUACUUCUGAAUCAGUACGAAGCUCCGCGGCUGCUGCGGCCGCCUCUGAAGAGGGUAGGCAUUCUUCAAAAGAAACAGAAACAGCAACAGCAGCAGAAGCUGCUGCUACUGCUACUGCUGCUGCAGCAGCAGCAACAACAGACAGUGCUGCUGCUGCUGCUGCUGCACAUACACCGCAGCAAGGAGAAGAGGCCCCGCUGCGGAGGCGAAGCACUCGGAUAUCUGAUUUGGCGUCUUCUAGCAAACGAGUUUUGUUUAAUUUAAAGAAGAACAAAGUCGUUGCAUUUUCAAGGCAUGCGCCCUCCGUAGCUGUAGGCCCCGCUUCGUCUUCUCCUACAAAGGGCGCAUCUCUAGCUGCAGCAACAGGUUCUGCUGCUGCUGCUACUGCUGCUGCUGCUGGUGCUGCUGGUGGGGGGGCCCCCAGGGGGCCCCCCAGGGGCAUUUUGAGGGCAGCGAAGGAGCCUGGGCCCCCCACAAGUGCAGAGAUGGCGCCGAUGCCUCCUAUUCAGAAGUUGCAGCGCCCUCCUUGGUUUCGCGGGAGUACAGCUGAGCUUCUUGCUGCUUUACAAAGGGCAUUAGCAGCGCAGCUAAGCAGCAGCAAUGAGGGAGGGAGUAGUAAGGGAGUACGCACGAAGAAGAAAGCAAAAAAAACGCUAAGCUGA
Molecule: messenger RNA, 2433 nt
Organism: Eimeria acervulina
Lineage: Eukaryota; Apicomplexa; Conoidasida; Eucoccidiorida; Eimeriidae
Product: Nucleolar protein,Nop52 domain containing protein, putative
Exons: 10
Coding region: 1-2433 (810 amino acids)
Biological process (GO): rRNA processing
Cellular component (GO): preribosome, small subunit precursor; nucleus; preribosome, large subunit precursor
Source: RefSeq, a predicted model, not a curated record